CUUUUUCCUACUCCAACCAUCCGCAAGGCUUAAAAACUUCAAACUCAGAAAAAAAUUGGGGUUUCUAAAUUCACUGUUGAGUGCUGUGGAUUACUUUUGCAAAGGCUUUUUGGAGCACUUCUGGAAUUUUUCGAUUCUUUACCUGUCCCUGACGGGGCCUGGAUGCGGGUCUGAUUCAAAGCAACAGAGUCCCAGAGACUGGAGGGCAGGGAUAAAGAAAAAGAUGGGCUUGUCCAUGGUGGACUUCUGGACCCUCUUCAGGGGCUCCUUAGUUCCAGGCAUGUCAGCUGGUGCCGGUGGAAAGGAAGAGACACUCAGCAAGUGGCCGUCGGAAGCACUAUCGGUUGUGAGUGAGGACCAGUCGUUAUUUGAGUGCGCCUACGGGACACCGCACCUGGCGAAGACAGAGAUGACCGCGUCCUCCUCCAGCGACUAUGGCCAGACUUCCAAGAUGAGCCCACGGGUCCCUCAGCAGGACUGGCUGUCUCAGCCCCCCGCCAGGGUCACCAUCAAGAUGGAAUGUCACCCGAGCCAGGUGAACGGCUCCAGGAACUCCCCUGAUGAAUGCAGCAUGGCCAAAGGCGGGAAGAUGGUGGGCAGCCCAGACACGGUGGGCAUGAACUACAGCAGUUACAUGGAGGAGAAGCACAUGCCACCUCCCAACAUGACCACCAACGAGCGCCGGGUGAUCGUGCCUGCAGACCCUACACUGUGGAGCACAGACCAUGUGCGGCAGUGGCUGGAGUGGGCGGUGAAAGAGUACAGCCUUCCGGAUGUGGACAUCUUACUGUUCCAGAACAUUGACGGGAAGGAGCUGUGCAAGAUGACCAAGGACGACUUCCAGAGGCUCACCCCGAGCUACAAUGCCGACAUCCUCCUCUCUCACCUCCACUACCUCAGAGAGACUCCUCUUCCACAUUUGACUUCCGAUGAUGUUGAUAAAGCCUUACAAAACUCUCCGCGGUUAAUGCAUGCUAGAAACACAGGGGGUGCAGCUUUUAUUUUCCCAAAUACUUCAGUAUAUCCUGAAGCUACGCAAAGAAUUACAACUAGGCCAGAUUUACCUUACGAGCCUCCCCGGAGGUCAGCCUGGACCAGUCACAGCCACCCCGCCCCUCAGUCCAAAGCUGCCCAGCCAUCUCCUUCCGCAGUGCCCAAAACUGAAGAUCAGCGCCCCCAGCUAGACCCUUAUCAGAUCCUUGGACCGACAAGCAGUCGCCUUGCCAAUCCAGGUAGUGGCCAGAUCCAGCUGUGGCAGUUCCUCCUGGAGCUCCUGUCUGACAGCUCCAACUCUAACUGCAUCACCUGGGAGGGUACCAACGGGGAGUUCAAGAUGACUGAUCCGGACGAGGUGGCCCGGCGCUGGGGAGAACGCAAGAGCAAGCCCAACAUGAAUUAUGACAAACUCAGCCGUGCCCUUCGCUACUACUAUGACAAGAACAUCAUGACCAAAGUCCAUGGGAAGCGCUAUGCCUACAAGUUUGACUUCCAUGGGAUCGCCCAGGCCCUGCAGCCCCACCCCCCUGAGUCAUCCCUCUACAAGUAUCCCUCGGACCUCCCGUACAUGGGCUCCUACCAUGCCCACCCACAGAAGAUGAACUUCGUGGCUCCCCACCCUCCAGCCCUCCCUGUAACCUCCUCCAGCUUCUUUGCUGCCCCCAACCCCUACUGGAAUUCCCCAACUGCAGGCAUCUACCCGAACACUCGGCUUCCAGCCAGCCACAUGCCUUCCCACCUGGGCACUUACUACUAGGCACCCCAUGGAGGCCUUUCCUGCCACCGGGCCUCCCCCAUGGAUGUUUCAAACUCUGUGGGACAACAGGGAUCAGAAGUGCCUCAAGGCAAAGAAGAGGCUUGGCUGGGUGGGGGAAAGGAACCAGAGAGUCCUAAAGACUCACAGUGGGGAGGGAGUUACUAAAAUAUUACUACAGACCUACAGAGGGUGCUCAGAGCAUUUUGAACAUGGGCAUGUCACCUGUGGGCUAACCUUGCCAAGGACAUUGUACGUAGAAGCAUGAAGUUGCAAGGACAAGUGCCAAAGAGUGUGGCCUUAAAUAGUGUAGAGAUCAUAGAGUAGAGGUUGGGGGUCUGCUCAGGAGGCCUGGGAUUCAACUGAAGCAGUAAAGGUAUCAGUCUUGGUCUAGCACAUCAUUUAGAGUGUCAUGCAAGGAAAACUACCUGUAUUUAAAAAUAGGAACAUAUCAAAACCAAAACAAAAUCAGAAGACCAGAGAGAGACUGGCGCCCUCAUGGAAGCUGGGAUGGGACUCUGCAGUGCUUGCUGUUUUGGUUGGAAUCAGAUUCAUUCCCUCUGGUGGGAGCAAGCAGCCCUCUCCAACUGUGAAGACAACCAGUCUGCAUCUCCUUUACAGUAUUGCAAGAGCCAUGAGCCAGAUGUUGGACUGAGGAAGUGAACAGAGGGUGAGCGCGUGGUGGUAGAUGAGAGCUGAAGGACAAAGAGGAGGAGAGGAGGAGGAGCAGCAGCAGCAGCAGGAGGAGGAGGAGGAGGAGGAGGAGGAGGAGGCAAAAGUGGGAAGAACCUUCUCUGGGAUUAGAACAAUUUGAGACCAUGGAGAGUGAGUCGUGGGGACUCGUGGUCUGAUACAGUCAGUGUUAUACCAAAGCCAACGUGAGGAGGAAGGACACAGCCUCACGGAGGGAGGUGGAAGUAGAAUUCAGGACCAAAAAUGUGCAUCUCUUUUUAUGUUUAUCAAGAGAAAAUUUAAACUGGAAUUGUCUGAUAUUUAAAAGAAACAUUCAGGACCUCAGCAUUCUGGGGCUCUGUCCCCACAGGGUCAGGUCAGAGAUGGCCUCCGUGGCCACCACAAUCAGAGAUCGCAUGUGCAUUUGGAGUAGGUGGGCUCCAGGUUGCCUUUUUGAGUCGCGAACGCUGUGCGUUUGUCAGAACGAAGUAUACAAGUCAAUGGGUUUUUUUUUCCUUUUUAUAUAAUAAUUAUAUAACUUAUGCAUUUAUACACUACGAGUUGAUCUCGGUCAGCCAAAGACACAUGACAGAAAAGGAGACAAUCAGAGAUGUGAUGUGGCCUUGAAUUUUAACUCUGUAUGCUUAAUGUUUACAAUAUGAAAUUAUUAGUUCUUAGAAUGCAGAAUGUAUGUAAUAAAAUAAGCUUGGCCUAGCAUGGCAAAUCAGAUUUACGCAGGAGUCUGCAUUUGCACUUUUUAGUGACAAACGUUGCCUAAUAGAAACUUGUGCUGAACAUUAUGGGUUUUGUGUUAUCCUUUCACUGUGGGAAGUUAUGUGGCUGAGUGCAAAGGGAACAGGGGAACAGGGUCUCUCUUAUUUCUUGCACCUUGUACAACAGAAGGACCCCAAAUUUCACCUUGGAGCCUCUCUAUUUCUAGAAGAGAAAAGCACCUCUAAUGCUGAGGUUGAAUGAAAAAAAAAAUGCAGUUCAGCACUAGUCACAAAUCAUCCCAAUUCCUGCAAGGAUCCUAAAACACUUGUAGAAUGGUGAGGGAAACAUUGCUCUUACCACAGGCUGUAUUUUUUAAUUAUUAUUAUUAUUAUUAUUAUUAUUAUUGGUAAGUAAAUCAUUAGAGACAACUACAAAUUCCCCCUGCAAAGCGGCAGGGGCAGCUUCUACGUUUACCCCUUGGCCUGUCUCUCUCAGCAUCUCAUCAGUGAGACGGUUGCUAUGACUUUUCCUGCACCAGAAAAAUCUGGGCAUUGUGGCUUGAGACUGCCCAUUCUGGGGCCAGAGGUCCCCAGCUUUCUGUGGCUAUGAUCCAAAGUCAAUUUCCAGGAUGUCUUCUCUCUACUAUGUGCUACAAGUGCCUCUCACUUUGGCCAAGGUGAAGGGGGUGCAGUGUGUGUGACACCCAUCACCUGUGAGAAGGAAUGAGCCUCCACGCCUUCUUAGCCCGAGCCACUUUCAUAGCAAUGUGGGCUUGUUUUGCACUUUGUAAUCCCUUUGCUAUGAUUAAACAAAGUUGCCAAAUCUCUCUGCUGUGAAUAUGUUGGCAGUGGUCUUAAAGUCGAUAGGAUAUGGUUACCCAAGCUUCAGACACCCCUCAUUACUGGGCUUGAAAAGAGCCCAGCCAUCAAUCAUCUGCAGCAGCUUGGGAAAGGCCCACAACGUGCCUGUAUCUCCUUAGGAAAAAAAUAAAAAGCAGGAGAGCUAACAGCUAUGGGUGACCCAAAGGGUUCUAACAGAAAAGAUUGCUUUCUUUUGGAAUACAGAGCCGAGGCACACCUACACUCUGCAAAAACUAAAUGCAACUAUAUUUGGAUAAUCACUCAGUUCUCUCUUUCAAGAUUAUAGCGUGAGCAAAAUAAUCAAAACGGCAUGAUUUUCACAUUUAGUUCUAACAGAUGUUUCCCAUUUGAUUCCAUGCCCCACUCACAAUCCAGGUUAAUAGCAAAUCUCAGGAUAAGCAUGAGCAACCAGGAGUAACUUUGAGAUAACGUGAUCACUGGGAUUCCCCUGAAUAAAUAACUUUUUGACUGUCUUGAAAUAACAUCCUGCCCCACUCCUGUCUUGACCAAGUAGGAUUUGAGACCCCUCUCCAGGUCGUCUUCAUCACUGU
Octodon degus (degu) is the source of this 4547-nucleotide messenger RNA. RefSeq names its product ERG, ETS transcription factor (gene Erg). The record is from RefSeq and is a predicted model, not a curated record. Gene Ontology annotation, molecular function: DNA-binding transcription factor activity, RNA polymerase II-specific; sequence-specific DNA binding. The transcript has 10 exons. Gene Ontology annotation, biological process: regulation of transcription by RNA polymerase II; cell differentiation. Lineage: Eukaryota; Metazoa; Chordata; Mammalia; Rodentia; Octodontidae. Bases 224 to 1753 code for a protein of 509 amino acids. Gene Ontology annotation, cellular component: nucleus.